AUGAAUAAGAAAUCAGGCCUCGUAUUUUGUUUUGGACACGUGUUGGUGAGGACGCGCUUAGACAUGGAAAAAGUACAUGUGCAGAGAGUGACGCAUCCCCAAGGUCCCCAUCGGCACGACACGUCCGGAAAGCAGCGGGAAGUUCUAUCCAUCCAUGUGGGACAAGCAGGAGUGCAAAUGGGAAACGCUAUCUGGGAACUUUACUGCGCAGAACACGCAAUCGGACUCGAUGGUCAGCCGACUCAAGCACCUUUGGAGCAGGAAUGUCAGUCUACAUUCUUUCAACAAUCCCCAAAAGGCCAACAUGUCCCACGUGCCCUGUUUAUCGACUUGGAGCCAUCGGUUGUAGAUGAAAUUCGCGUCGGUCCGUGGAGAAAACUUUACCACCCAGAUCGCCUGAUCACUGGCUACGAGGAUGCAGCAAAUAACUUUGCUCGAGGCUUUUUUACCAUCGGAAAGUUACUCAUAGCCCCUAUCCUCAGCGAGAUUCGACGAUCCUUGGAAAGCUGUGAGGCACCGCAAGGCAUCAUAUUGUAUAGGAGCCUUGGCGGGGGCACGGGGGCCGGUUUAACAGCAGCCCUUUUGGAUGUCAUGCCUGACUUCCAUAAACUUACCAAAAUCGAAAUCCCGGUCUAUCCAUCCCCGUCUUUAUCCAACUCUUUGGUAGAACCGUACAACAGCCUCCUGGGGGAACAUUUUGCCAUGGAAGAUAUUCAGUUGGGACUACUAAUGGACAAUGAAGCGCUUUACGACAUUUGCGGUCGAUAUUUAGGCCUGACAGUUACUACAUACACGUCAAUCAACCGAUUGAUCGCGCAAGCCACAAGUGCAAUCACAGCCUCCCUCCGUUUCCCAAACAUCCUCAACGGCGACAUCAAUGUGAUUCAGACCAAUCUGGUCCCCUAUCCACGCAUCCACUUCCCUCUGAGUAAUUUCGCUCCAUGUAUUUCCUGGGAGAAAGCCGAGCAUGAGACCCUAACUACCAGAGAGCUUACCCUUGCUGUGUUUGAUCGUGAAAAUCAAAUGGUCAAGGUUGAUCCAACGUACGGAAAGUUCAUGUCAUGUACUCUACUCUAUCGUGGUGAUGUGAGUCCAAGCCAUGUCUAUCAAGCCCUGACAGAACUGAAGUCAUCCCGAUGCAUAGAAUUUGUGGACUGGUGUCCAACUGGGUUCAAAGUAGGCCUCACAUCUUCGCCUCCGGUCUCGGUUCCAGAUAGUCGGGUGGCUCAGUGUGAUAAGAAUGUGGUAAUGUUGGCAAACAACUCUUCCGUGGGACAGGCCUGGCAACGACUGACUCACAAGUUCUAUUUGUUGUAUUCCAAACGAUCAUUUGUUCAUUGGUUCAUUGGUGAAGGUAUGGAAGAGUCGGAAUUCAACGACGCCCUAAUUAACAUGACUUCGCUGGUUAAGGACUAUGAGGAAGCAUCCGGAGAAAGCAAGAGGGAGAACGAAUGAGCCUAUGCUAAACAAUCUAGUCAAAGCACCGGUUUCCCAACUCUGGAAUUGCAUUUUUCGUGACGAAAUUUGCCCACACGCUUUUUUCAUCUGGCGGCUUUUGUCACAAAUUACCGAUCACAAUUCACGUAUGUGUCAUGGACCGACUUUGUGUUUACGCACCCGACUCUCUUAAUCUGUGCAAACUCUGAGUGCCACUCUGCUUUUGGUUGGUCUUGUCACCUACCCCAGUCUAUAUGGUUUCCUUAACUUGACCGUCAAGAGGCCGAAAACUGUUUGGCUUCACGUUUUACUUUCGGAUCAUACCGGUUGUGUC
This is a messenger RNA of Opisthorchis viverrini, 1771 nucleotides long. RefSeq lists its product as hypothetical. NCBI's taxonomy places the organism in Eukaryota, Metazoa, Platyhelminthes, Trematoda, Opisthorchiida, Opisthorchiidae. The record is from RefSeq and is a predicted model, not a curated record. Gene Ontology annotation, biological process: microtubule cytoskeleton organization; mitotic cell cycle. Gene Ontology annotation, cellular component: cytoplasm; microtubule. Gene Ontology annotation, molecular function: GTP binding; structural constituent of cytoskeleton. Bases 1 to 1455 code for a protein of 484 amino acids. The transcript is spliced from 4 exons.